This is a messenger RNA of Eruca vesicaria subsp. sativa (arugula), 1084 nucleotides long. The record is from the annotation of a GenBank genome assembly. Lineage: Eukaryota; Viridiplantae; Streptophyta; Magnoliopsida; Brassicales; Brassicaceae.
CUCCACGUUCACAUUGCUUUGAAUAAUCUUUCCCUCUGCCACACACAAACGCUUUGUUUUCUUUUACCCAGAUAAAAUUUUGGGGGAAAUCUGUGUGUUAGGGUUAAGAAAUCUGGCAUCGUGAACUCUUCAUGGACUUCCGCAGUAGAAAGGUUCAAUUUCUCCUCUUCGCCAUCGGAAUCGUCGCUCUCAGUAUCACAGCGGAAAAAUGUCGGGAACUUGUUGGAGUAGAAGCUGCAUCAAAGAGUGGACAGUUCACAUUCCUCAACUGCUUUGACAUGAGUUCAGGUACCGUAGCCUGUGGGGUCAAAGAAGGCGUCAAGCUAUAUUUCUACAGCAUAAGAUCUAUCCACGUGGAGAAAGCACGGAACAUCGCCAUCGAGAAAGCCUUACACGAGGCGUUGGUGAAAGGCAUGGCUGCGAACGAAGCAGCCAAAGACGCUCAGAACGCGGGCGCAAAGGCGGCUAAGAUGGCGACGCGGCAAGCGAAACGGAUCAUAGGACCGAUAGUUGCAGCCGGGUGGGAUUUCUUUGAGGCGCUUUACUUUGGAGGGACGUUGACUGAAGGGUUCUUGCGUGGCUCUGGGACUUUGGUUGGGGCUUAUUCAGGAGGGUAUGUUGGGGAGCAGAGGUUUGGGAGGUUUGGGUAUCUUGUGGGAAGUCAUUUGGGGAAUUGGAUUGGUGCGAGAGUUGGACUGAUGGUUUAUGAUGUUGUGAAUGGUGUGAACUUUUUUUUUGAGGCUUAUCAAUCUGGAGAGAGUUAUGAGGAUCGGUCUACAUAUGACACUUCUGAGGAGGAUCAGUCUACGUAUGAGCCUUCUGAGGAUCAGUCUAUGUAUGAGACUUCUGAGGAACAGUCUACGUAUGAAACUCCGAGUGACGAGCUGUAAAAGCUUCCUGGAUUGGCCAAAGACCUAAGGAGCUUUUGAAGAUGAAUAGAAUUGGAGAGGUCGAGAUGAUUCUGAAAUAUUUGUUUGUGAUACGUUUGACAUAGUUGUGUAGAGUAAAAAGAGUUCCAACAUUACUGAUGUAAGAAAUAUUGAAAGUUACAAUUUGUUUUUGUUUGACUCGAUUUGCCUUUCAG